Messenger RNA from Amaranthus tricolor (Joseph's coat), 4495 nucleotides. Its product is annotated as scarecrow-like protein 27. Gene Ontology annotation, cellular component: nucleus. Gene Ontology annotation, biological process: regulation of DNA-templated transcription. The record is from RefSeq and is a predicted model, not a curated record. NCBI's taxonomy places the organism in Eukaryota, Viridiplantae, Streptophyta, Magnoliopsida, Caryophyllales, Amaranthaceae. Gene Ontology annotation, molecular function: DNA-binding transcription factor activity; sequence-specific DNA binding. The transcript is spliced from 2 exons. The coding region runs from base 543 to 2966 and encodes 807 amino acids.
CUGUAUUAUGGUGGAGCAGUAGUAGACCACUUGUAGGGGACAUAAAAGCUCAGAGAGAGGAGAGAGAAAGAGAAAAGGGUAAGAGGAGAGAGAAAUAGAGGGAUGGUUAAUGCCCUUCAGAAAAUAACACAGAGCAUUAGAAAAAAACACAUUUAAGAGAGAGAAGCUUGCAAGCUUUAUUACCUUUUUUAUGAUGCACGCAUCCAUGGCAGAACUUACAAUAACAGUACUUACUUCCUCUUCUUCUUCUUCCUCCUCCUUCUCUACCAUUCAUUUCUAGACUUAACAAAAAUAACCCUUCUCCCUUUUCAUCCCUUCUCCAAAAAGCAAAACAAUGUUUACAUGAACAAGCAAUCUUUCUUUUUUUCUUUUUUUUUGUGUUGAAGUGAAGAAAUUAAAAAAAAAAACUUGAAAUGUUGUUGGAGGAAGGAAUAGAUAUGGAAAAUCCUUUAAGCAUCUUUAUUACAAGCCAAGGAAGAUAUUAUUUUUACCAAAAAUUUCAUCCACAAAUUUUGUGAUAUGGGUUUUUAGCUUGAGAAACUAUGAUGCAAACUAUGCCCUACAAUUUGCAAGGCAAGGGUGUGGUUGAGGUUUCAAGUUUAAUUUCACAAAUUUCUCCUCCAAAUUGGAAGAGUUUAGACAGAUUACAUCUCCAACAACAACAAAAUUCAUUAACAAAUCAAGUUUUAGAAGAAGAAUUUGUAGAAGAAAAUCAACAAAAGCAAAUCUCAGCAAGUAUAAGAGAAACAAGUUCAAUUGAAAGUGAACCUACAUCUACUCUGGAGACAACUAGAAGAAGUCCAAGUACUCAUACAUCCACCUCAACUCUUUCCUCAUCUUUUACUGAUAAGACUACUGUACUUGAACCAGCCGGUGUGGCGGACCCCGCAUGUGCCCGGAAAGAGGAUUGGUCCUCGGAGCUCCACCAUCUUCACCCAGGAUCUGAGAGUAUUAUAAUUAAUCAUAAUGUAUCAGCUAAUCCGGGUUCGGGUCCGGGUUCGGGUUCUGGAGGGGAAAGAUUGGGUGUUGGGUCUAUUGGGAUGGAAGAUUGGGAUACCAUGUUUCCUAAUGGAGAUGGGGCUUUAUUACCUUGGAUUAUUGGUGAUUCUGAAGACCCUAGUUUAGGGUUAAAGCAUCUUUUACAAUCUGGGUCUAAUCCUUGUGUGGAUUAUGAUGGUGUUGUUGAUCAAGCUUCUGGGUUUGAUUCACAAAGUCAGAAUCUUUCACCAUUUUUGUCUAACCCACAACAUUCAAUUGGUGCUGUGGUUGCUUCUGAAGGUAAUGGAGGUUCUGGUUUUGUUGGGUCUGAAUUUGGUGGUAAUAAUAAUGGUAAUAAUGCUAAAAUUGGGGUUUCUCCAAAUUGUUCAUCUGGGGUUUUGAAUGUUAGUGGUAAAAUUUCUAAUAAUGGGUUGAAUUCUUUAAAUGGUAUGAUUUUGAGUUCAAGUCCUGCAAAUUUCCCAAAUCAAUUUGAAGUUGGGGAUGAAAAACCUCAAAUUUUCAACCCCCAGAUGGUGAUGAAUUCACAACAAGCUCAGAGUGUUGGAAACCCUAGCUUUCUGAUGCCUCCUUUAGGUUACUGUCAGUUGGACCAACAUAUGUUGCAACCUCCUACAAAGCGCCAUAACCCGGGUGUUGUUCUUGACCCGAAUCUUAUGGUGAAAAACCCGUUUAUUGACCCGGGUCAUGAGCUGCUGUUGCGGAAACAGCAACAUCAGCAGAUGGGUUUACAGCAGUUUCCCAUUGGUUUUCCGCCACAAUUGAUUGCACCCCAUCUCCAACAGAAGUCUAUGAUGGUGUCUAAACAAACCCAUCAGCAGCAACAACAGCAUUUCCCAAUGCCGGUCCUUCAGCAACAUCAAUUGCAAGAGCAGGCGAUAAAAGACCAGCUCUUCAAGGCGGCUGACCUGAUUUUAACUGGGAAUUUCUCACUCGCGCAAGAGAUAUUGGCGCGGCUCAAUCACCAGCUUUCCCUUACGAAACCUUUCCUUAGAGCGGCUUCGUAUGUGAAGGAAGCUCUACAAAUGCUCCUUUUGAUGGGCAACCCAGUUUCUGCUCCUCCGCCAAAGACCCUAACCCCUUAUGAUAUUGUCCAUAAAAUGAAUGCAUACAAGUUGUUUUCCGAGGUCUCCCCUAUUACCCAAUUCGUCAAUUUCACUUCCACUCAGGCCAUUCUCGAGGCUUUCGAUGAUUCUGAUGCUAUUCAUAUUAUCGAUUUUGAUAUCGGUUGUGGUGCUCAAUGGGCGUCUUUGAUUCAAGAGCUUCCCUUGAGAAAAAAGGGUGCUCCUUCCCUCAAAAUUACAGCCUUUGCUCCAAUGUCCUCUAGUAACCCCUUUGAACUUACCCUAAUUCGCGAAAACCUUUUGCAAUUUGCCAAUGAAAUUGGUGUCGCAUUCGAGCUACAAGUCAUAAAUUUGGAUUUGUUUGAUCCCUCUUCAUGCUCCAUGCCUAAUUUUCGAUCCUCAGAGGAUGAGGCUAUUGCUGUUAGUAUCCCCAUUUGGUCGUUCUCUAGUCGCCCCUCCAUACUUCCACCCAUUCUCGAGUUUAUCAAGCAGCGUUCACCUAAGAUCGUAGUCUCUUUAGAUAGAGGGUUUGAUCGUUUCGAUGUUGCUUUUCCGCAGCAUCUUGUUCAUACCCUUGACUCGUGUACUAGUCUCUUGGAGUCGCUUGAUGGUUUAAAUGUAGCUCCCGACAUUGUAAGCAAGGUCGAAAAGUUCUUCAUCCAGCCUAGGAUCGAAAACACUGUAUUGGGUCGUGUUCAUUUCCCCGAAAAGAUGCCCCAUUGGAAGAACCUAUUCGCCUCAUCCGGUUUUUCACCCUUUCAAUUCAGCAAUUUCACCGAAACGCAAGCAGAUUAUGUGGUGAAGAGAAAUCCGGGGAGGGGAUUCCACGUAGAAAAGCGACAGGCAUCGUUAGUGUUAAGUUGGCAAAGGCGCGAGCUCGUGGCAGCAUCGGCAUGGAGGUGUUAAGAAGCUGCAACACCAAGUGAGGAGGUUUGCUUCUAAGUAUUGGUCACAUUGUAUUUCAGGAGGUUUUGAACUGUUUUUAUGUGAUGCUUAAUAUUGUCAAUAAUUAGAAGCUAUGUUGAUUAUGACACCUCUUAUUGUGACUUAUAACUCUUGAAUCUCCUUUGAUUGUGAGCUUCCUUGCUUUCAUGCCUUUAAAUCCGGCGUAUUAUUUUUCUAUGUAAAACCAAACUAUUAACUCUAAAUUCUAGUAGCUUUUUUAUUUGUCUUUUGACAUUCUAAUCAUUAAGGAUCAUAUUUUCUUGUCCCUGUUGUGAUUCAAUGUUAAUUUGCUCGAAAUCGAACGUUGAUGUUGUGUUGUGUAUGUAUGGAUCCGUGGAUAUAGUUGUCUAUUGAUAAUGUUCGUGAAUUAACAAAAAUGUUGUGUAUGGCAUUAUCGCUCUCUUUUGAAGCAUCCAUUGAUUCGCAACAUAAUUUGAAAGCCAUAUUUCGACCAGGGCGUUUUCGGGUUGCCCCUAAUUUCGUAUUGAGCGGUAGAGAAAUGUUGAUAGUUAAGCACUGUUAUGUAUGGAGUUAAUCUCGUCAUGAUUUGGUGAUUGUCAAUUGUUAGCUUAUCAAAUUGAUUGGAUGGAAGCCAACAUCAAGGGCUUCAUCUAUUUUUGUUUGUGUGUUGAUUUGCUAUGGACUAGAUGACCUUGGACACCCUUCUUAGAUUGUGACUGCUUAUCUUAUCCUUGUAUUCUCAGUGAAGCCAGGUAUGUUUCUUAGCAAUCCAGCCUCUUUUAACAUUUGUCUUGUUGCUUUCAUGUUGAACAUUUUUGGUGACCUUGAACAACCGUAUGUUAGUAUAUUCUAUCACGACCACUAACACGAGAGCCUUGUGAGCAGGACGUCCUUUGCAUUAAUAAUUCCACUUAAAAGAAGGGGUAGAUGAGAUUCGAACCAUGAUUUAGGCUUCAAAGGAUUUUCUCGAUUAAAAGUUCAAGCUGAUGGUUUCUAUCGCUCGAAAAUGUACCUUUUUUGUUGGAAUUACUACUAGAUUUGUCAAGAAUAUAUGUUUACCUUAUCCUUCUAAACUUAGACAAUUAUUGAUUGGAAGAGUUUUGACUCUAAAAGUUGUUUUUCUAUCCCUUAAAAGUAAAGGGGCACUUGAAGAAUAUUUUCUUGUGUUCUCUAAAUUUGAGGAGUAGCUAAUUGUUCUAAUAUACCUCACUUUGUUAUGGGGGUUUGCUCGAUGUUAGUUUGUGUUGAUAUUUUAGAUGAUUGUACUUUCUUGGAAGUGAUUUGGGAUACUAAUUAGUAAUUAGGACUACUAAUCCUUAUCAAUGAAGGGAAAUGAUUGGGUUAUUGUAAUGAUUAAUAAUCUAAACAUGGGACAUGGUUUAGUGAAAGUUUUCUUCUGCAUUGAACUUAAACUAAUCAAGUUGCCAUUUUCUAUACAUUUUGGUGCCUCGAGAUCUUUUGUUUGUUGAGGAAAUACUUUGUUGUGAGAUAAAAAAAAAAUAUACUCUUUUUGACCUAUUCAAUUUGCA